Molecule: messenger RNA, 1189 nt
Organism: Ruditapes philippinarum (Manila clam)
Lineage: Eukaryota; Metazoa; Mollusca; Bivalvia; Venerida; Veneridae
Exons: 3
Source: RefSeq, a predicted model, not a curated record
GCUUCAAAGUGUCCCGGAACCAUCAUACUCUAUACUACUGACAGUUAUACAACGUCGACUGGAUGGGUCAGAAAACUUCUACAGAACAUGGACGGAUUAUGUUUGUGGAUUCGGUAACAGAUCAGGAGAGUACUGGCUUAGCCUUGAGAAUAUAUAUCGGCUUACUACUAUAGACAGUUCUUUGAGAAUUGAAAUGGAAGCAUUUGAAGAUAUAUCACCUACAAGUGCUAUUGCCCACUAUUCCAUGUUUAAGGUUGACGAUGAGGCUUCAAAUUUUAGAUUGCAUGUUAGUGGUUUCUCCGGAAAUUGUGGUGAUAGUCUAAGUUUACACGAUGGAAAUAUGUUCUCGACUAAAGAUAGGGAUAACGACGAAUCAGAAGACAACUGCGCUCAAAUGUUCAAAGGAGCAUGGUGGUACGAAAAGUGUCAUCAUAGCAAUUUGAAUGGAAUGUACUUAUCAGGGAGUCACUCUUCGUAUGCCAAUGGGAUUGGAUUAGGUGAAGAAUGGACAAAUUCCAGCGAAACAGUGAUGUUAAAGUUGUCAUAUAUAAAUGAGAUACAAAAAAGGAAUAACCUUGUUAGUAUGUCACAAGGUAUAUUCUUUCCAGCGUGUAAAUUCCAUUGUAUGGAAUGGCAAUACGCUGCAUUUAUCUACAUCGAGAGCAAUAAAACAUGUCUUUGUGGCUCUGAAGAAUAUGCAAAUAAUGUAGAAUAUGCAAGUUCUGAUGAAAACACAGGUAUAGUUUAUACAUCCGAAAAGUUAAACAAGAAAAUACAUCGUCUACCAGGCGUUUUUGACUGUUUAUCCCUAUAUGAGCUUGGCUAUGCUGAAGACGGUAUGUAUGUUAUUCAACCGAAGGAAGGUGUUGAUAUUGGGGUGUGGUGUGACAUGUCAAAUGGUGGAUGGACAGUAAUUCAACGCCCUCAGGAUGGAUCUGAAAACUUUUAUAGAAAUUGGAAUGAAUAUGUAAAUGGCUUCGGGAACACAACCGGCGAGUACUGGCUUGGUCUUAAGUACAUAAACAUAUUAACUACAAUUGGGAGUGCACUUUAUAUAGACAUGGAAACGUUUGAACAUGAUAAUGUAUCACCCGCAUCAGCUUUUGCCGAAUAUUCCACAUUUAAGGUUAAUGACGAAACUGAUAAAUAUAGGUUGACAGUUUGCAGGAUUUUACGGAAACUGUUUUGA